Messenger RNA from Propithecus coquereli (Coquerel's sifaka), 2917 nucleotides. It is a transcript of the gene NPLOC4, whose product is annotated as nuclear protein localization 4 homolog (S. cerevisiae). The record is from RefSeq and is a predicted model, not a curated record. Gene Ontology annotation, molecular function: ubiquitin binding; ubiquitin protein ligase binding. Gene Ontology annotation, cellular component: nucleus. Gene Ontology annotation, biological process: ubiquitin-dependent protein catabolic process. NCBI's taxonomy places the organism in Eukaryota, Metazoa, Chordata, Mammalia, Primates, Indriidae. The coding region runs from base 98 to 1441 and encodes 447 amino acids. The transcript has 13 exons.
AUGCCGCCAUGGCCCUUUGGGGAAAUGUGUGCAUUGUGUCCCACUAGAGCCAUUCGAUGAAGACUACCUGAACCAUCUCGAGCCUCCGGUGAAGCACAUGUCCUUCCACGCCUACAUCCGGAAGCUGACCGGAGGGGCUGACAAGGGAAAAUUUGUUGCCUUGGAGAACAUCAGUUGCAAGAUUAAAUCAGGGUGCGAGGGACACCUUCCGUGGCCUAAUGGCAUCUGUACUAAGUGCCAGCCAAGUGCCAUCACGCUGAACAGACAGAAGUACAGGCAUGUGGACAACAUCAUGUUUGAGAAUCACACUGUAGCUGACCGCUUCCUUGACUUCUGGAGAAAGACAGGAAACCAGCAUUUUGGGUACUUAUAUGGUCGGUACACGGAGCACAAAGACAUCCCCCUUGGCAUCAGAGCAGAAGUGGCUGCGAUUUAUGAACCGCCUCAGAUUGGCACACAGAACAGCCUGGAGCUUCUUGAAGAUCCCAAAGCUGAAGUGGUCGAUGAAAUUGCUGCCAAACUUGGCCUGAGGAAGGUUGGCUGGAUAUUUACAGACCUCGUCUCAGAAGAUACCCGAAAGGGUACAGUCCGAUACAGUCGAAAUAAGGACACGUACUUCCUGAGUUCAGAAGAGUGCAUCACUGCGGGGGACUUCCAGAACAAGCACCCCAACAUUUGCCGGCUCUCUCCGGAUGGGCAUUUUGGAUCCAAGUUCGUUACUGCAGUGGCUACAGGUGGUCCCGACAACCAGGUCCACUUUGAAGGGUAUCAGGUGUCCAAUCAGUGCAUGGCGCUGGUACGCGAUGAGUGUUUGCUGCCGUGCAAGGACGCCCCUGAGCUCGGCUACGCCAAGGAGUCCAGCAGUGAGCAGUAUGUGCCUGAUGUAUUUUAUAAGGACAUAGACAAGUUUGGCAACGAGAUCACCCAGCUGGCCCGGCCCCUGCCUGUGGAGUAUCUGAUCAUAGACAUCACAACAACUUUCCCCAAGGAUCCAGUUUAUACUUUUUCUAUUUCACAAAAUCCAUUUCCUAUUGAAAACCGGGACGUGCUGGGUGAGACACAGGAUUUCCAUAGUUUGGCCACCUAUUUAUCCCAGAAUACCUCGUCUGUGUUCUUGGAUACCAUCUCAGAUUUUCACCUCCUGCUGUUUCUGGUCACCAAUGAAGUUAUGCCUCUGCAGGACAGCAUCAGCUUGCUGCUGGAGGCUGUGAGGACCGGAAACGAGGAGCUCGCCCAGACGUGGAAGAGAUCCGAGCAGUGGGCCACCAUCGAGCAGCUCUGCAGCACAGUCGGUGUGCAACUCCCCGGCCUCCAUGAGUAUGGCGCCGUUGGGGGCUCUGCGCAUGUGGCCACUGCUGCCAUGUGGGCCUGUCAGCACUGCACCUUCAUGAACCAGCCGGGCACAGGCCACUGUGAGAUGUGCAGCCUCCCCAGGACCUAGGGCUCCAGCCCUCGCUGGGUGGGACUGGGCUCAGCCCAGCCCUCUCUGAAGCCGGGAGCACUGUGCAACGUGUUCCCAGUAACGGCCCACGGUGGGCAGCCCUGAGGGGCAGGGGGCUGGCUACCCUGGGGUCUCCGACCCACUGAAGCUUCUCAGCACGUUUUUCCCUGGAGAGGGAGCCACAGCUGGUGUUCUGCAGGCCGAAUGAAAUCUCCAAACUGGAAACGCAGAGUGGCCCCCACCCAAGAACACACCGCACGCCUAACCCGGUUGACAAGAGCCCGCCAUGGUGGAAGGACCACGCACGUCUGAGUCAUCACUUGGAGUUGGGGGCACAGGGGUUGCUGCUGCCAUCCAGCUUUCUUUCUCCUUCCUUUUUGAUGCUUUUCGUUCUUGUCCCCACUCCGCAUUUGUUUGGUUGGGAGCUCCUGGUACCUCUGUGUCCUGUUGCUCUGGGGCAGAGGCCCUGCCUGCAAGGCCACUUUUCCUCUCCAACAGCCAUUGCCUGGGAACACGCGGGUGACACCUGCUCGACCUGUGGGCUGCAGGUUACUCCGCUGUCUGCCCUUCUCCUCCACCCGACAUCCAGGUGGGAUUUGAAGUCUGCGUUGGUUAUAAUAACAGUUAUCAGUAAUUCCUGCCCGGAAGACUUUUAUUUAUUUAUUUUUUAAGAUAAAAACUGCACAAAAGGGGAGUGAGAGAGACUAGUUUCCGCUUCCUUCCCUCCUUUAGUGAAGCCCUUGAGGGUGUGUUCAGGGCGGGUGUGUGGACAGGGGUACCACAGUCAGUUCUCCUGUGAAGUAAACCUCAGUGCCUGAGACUUUUCUACCAAGCCACAGCUGUGACAGCUGUAGACACUGCAGGCUGAGCAGGGGCAACAUGGCUCCCGCCUAGCGGGCAGCCCCUCCACAUGGCCUGGGUGUGGGGAGAGCUGGAUUGCCUGGGACCAGGUGCUUUGGUCCCUUCCCGCCUCGAGUUCCUCUGUCCCACUGCCACGCCUGGCUGCGGCCUUCUGGCACAGUAGUGCGGCCACCAAGACAGGCCUGGGUGAGGCCAUUAGGGGCUUGGCCUCUUGUGAGGGCCACUUGGGACCUCUGCAGGGCACUGGGCAGUUGAUAUUGUACUGGCAGUGUGAGAACCAGGCAGUCCAGAGCAUGGUUGUGGUGGGAUCUUGCAUGUGUACCUGUGGCAUCUGAGUCUCCUUGGUGGAGGGCUGCUGCAUGGCCCUCCCUUCCCCCAGGGGAGCUGUGGGCAUCUCCACGCCUCUUUGCCUUAACGACAGCCGUAUUGGAGUUGCCCUCCACCUGUGAGCAAGGGUGGCCCAGCCACAGACUGUGCUUGGAGACUUCUGUCUCCACCCUGGGAGGGGCAAGCCUGGGUGACGGAGCCAUGGCUAGCACCUCCAGGUCCACCUGGCACAGGACACCAAAUGGAAGGCCCAGGCAGUUUGUCUGCUUUUGGGACCAAGGGCCAAUA